GGCGAAAUGGCGGAGUUACGCAGCAGUAUGUUAAAGUUAUUUUCAUUUCUCUUCUUUUUGCUCUGCUUUGUCACUCUGCGAGUUUCCUCGUGUGGAAUAAGCACACAUAUAGACAUUGGCCAUCAGGCUAUCAACUGGUUUAAAGAUACAAGAAAUAACACUGAUUACAGGGAAAUCAUUCUGAGGCACCAAGACGCGUUCAUAGGCGGAAAUCCAUAUCCGGAUGCCAUGUAUUCGGGUUUGUGCUUUAAAGGAAAAUUUCAUGCGGUCGCUGAAGAUACACAUUGGGCUCCCUUUAUUAAUGCCACUGUUAGGUAUAUCAGGAAGAAAUACCCAAAACCUUGGGAUCAGGUGAGUGGAAUCGAUAGAUCAUAUCCUUUACUUGAACUGCGCUCUUGUCAUGUCCAAUCACGAUCCUUCAUUUUCCACUCUUAACAACUCAAACUUGACCCCACUGAUCACUUAAUUUUUUAUAUGUAUGGCUACUGCUGAGUUUACUAUCGCUGUUGAAUAAUGGAAAGUUGAAUAAUGAUCAUAUUUUAAGGUUGUUGUGGUGAUUUACAGACUGAAAAAGUGGUAAAUGGAAGGUUAAUUGAGACUUUCUUGAACCAUCACGCUUCAAUGUGUCACGCGAUAUUACCGAACAUUGCCUUUCCCCGUGUUGACCACUUUCACCUCAUUUUUACCAUUUGGAUUUAAAACAACAAUCCCAAUUUCUCAGCAUAUUAGCUUGUUAGGAAAGAUUCGGAAAAAUCCCAUCUACAGAAUCUUCGGAAGAAUGUCAACGAGGACAUGAGUUAAUCACGUGUCACUCAAAUGAAGAAUAUGAUUGAUUCUCAUCAUAUAGUCUUUUAGAUGGACAUUGUAGUCCCAAACUUUUUGGGCCAAAAAAGAAAUGUUUUUUUAUUUAUCAGUUGAAAAUUUAUAAAACACCAAUUUCAAUGAGAGAGGGUGAGUCAGGUCAUCUUCCAAAAGCAAUUUUUUAAACAAGAAAAAAAUUGGCAUGGGGAAAUCUUCUAGAAAAUAUACAGUAAAAUGAAAAGCACCUCUGGAAGAAACUUUACAAAAUAGGAUUCAAGCUCUCCCCUUCAAAAUGAAAUGCCCCAACCCUAAAAAGAGAAAGGCAAGGAGACCAAUCUAACUCUUUGGUCAACAUUGAUGAUUUCAAACACACAUCAUGUCAAGGAGGAUAAAAUAUUUUUGCUUUGUAUACAGAUUGUAUUUACAUGCUGUAACAGCAACCAAAUUGGUUACUUGGUCACUCAAUUUAUUUUCAAGGUACUCCUGAAGGAUUUCCACCCCAUCUAUUCUUAUAUUAACAGUCUCUUUUGUUUGAGUAAAUUUACAUAGCUACUCACCACAUGAUGAAAAACAUCCUAUAGUAAACAUAUGCACCAGUAAAGCAUUUGAAAUAUACUUCACCUGAUUUGAUAGGAGACAGAAAAGUUGGUUGCUUUUACCCUGGGAUUUGUAUCACACCAAGUAGCAGAUGUGACAUGGCACAGUCUUGGGAUUGAUCAAGGAUUCCUCACCACAAUGGGAGAUGUUAAUUUCUUUGGUUCCUUUCCAGCAGCUCACAGUAUUGGUGACCCUGGUGGAGAUAUGGUUGCAUCAUUUGAGGGGGACACAAGGAAUAUAACUGCUAGCAUUAAUGAGUGGUAGGCAACACUGUUUUGAAAAAUCAUAUUUUUGAAGAAAUAUUUUCAAUCUUGUAACUUUUGACUCCUGAGAGUGAUUAGCAUCUAAUUUCUCCUUACAGUAUCUCCCCUUAAUCAAACAUUCAGGUCACAAGAAUAAAGAAAAUGAUCAUCUGCUAAAGAGGCUGAUGAAUGUUAAACAAAUUUUCUUUUCUCAUCAGUACCUCAGGAAAUUUAUAUGGAAAGGCACAGAGAAAAUGUAUAGUGAUGUUAAGGUGUGAAGAGUUGAAGGAAUACACUUGAAAGUUAUCUAGAUUUAUUAUUUUGCAUCAGGUAUGUUCCAAGUGGAGAUCUAGAAGAUAUUUAUCUUGAAUAUUAUGGGGAAAAAAAGAUUGACAAAAAUGAGAUAGAACUCUGCACUGCCCUCCUUUUGCUUGGUUGGGUUGGAGAGCACAUUGGUGGAGCUAAGUUGUUUUCUAAGUAUUCAAAGACUUCGCCCUUUUUAAUGGAGGACCUGCACUCAUACUUCCAAGGUGGGUUAGUGUUUGUAUUUGAUUGUAAUUAGCUAUGAGAUAUUCAUCCUUAGACUGUCUUAGAGAGGCACAUCAGUUCUUAUUUUCAACAGUAUGAUUCCUUUGGAGAGAACAAGUCUCAAUAAAAUCCCAGUAAAAGUGAUGUUUGUAGAAUGAAACUUAAGUCAAUCAAAGAUCAUUGUAUGUCUGAUCUAAGCUGAAUUAACCGUGUGUUUUGAUUGGGUCUUAAUUACAGUAUUGAUCUAUUUGAGGACAGAUGCAUAGAUGACAUUACCAAUAACAGUAUUUUCCUUUUUUAGUUAUCAUACAAAGCGAAUAAAUUCCACUUUGCUGUGGAUCUGUACAGUAAUAGAUCACAGAGGAAAUCAAAAUGUGGCAAGACCAUCAGUGACACACUUGGCAGUGCCUUGUGUGCCAUUUUGUUCUUAUCCACAUUUUGAUAUCAUCUGUGAUCUGUUACUGAAUAGAUGGACAGCAAUAUGGAGUCUAUUGAUUAUUUUACAGUUAGACCACUUCUGAUUAAUUAUUAGUGAGGAUGUGAUUUUAAAUGUCAUUAAUAAUCUUUUGAGGUGCAAUUGAUGCUUUUAGGGGGUGUAGCAGACAUGGCAGCCUGGUCAGUUCUUCUGUGGCACAAAACUAUUGACAUGUUAGAACAUGGAACAGAUGUAUGUGUUAUUCCACACAGCCCUCUCUUUAUUUCUUGCAAUAAGAGUGAUUCUGCUACAGCUUCAUCAAGGAGACAGUUGGACAAAAAACUCAAGAAUCCUGGAACAGUUACACCAGCAGAAAUACUUAAGCUUGCCGAUUUUUCUAAUAUAAAUAUGAAGCAGACCAAGAGAGGCACUUACUUUUCAUUGUCAGAGUCUCUUCAUGAAAAGAUGUUGAAAAGCAAAAGUUUGUCAAGGGAUUGCCAUGGUUCUCAAAACUGCCAUUUAAAAGUGAUGUCAAAUGAGAACAGUGCAGAUAAAAGGGCAUUAUUAAUGUCUGCAGAAUAUUCAUCAUCUGUGCCUUAUGCAAGAUUAGGAUGGUGAGUAAAUUGUUGUUUAACCUUUGAAACUCAAAGAUCUGAAAGAAGCAUUAUACCUGCAAAAAUGUCCCAAUGUUUACAGGUCUCUUGCCUAUGGCAAUUUCAAUGGUCAGAAUAUUUCCCUUGUGAUUGGAGCACCGGGGUAUGGUACCCCAGGCAACAGCCAACAUGGGCGGGUAUAUCUUGUUACUGGUGAUGCUGACAGUGGCUUACCUGAUAAAGACUUGGACUUGGAUGUGUCUGCAAACACGAUUCUGGAUGGUAUUGUGGAGAACGGACGGUUUGGUACUGCUCUGGCUGUAGUGGAUUUUAAUAAAGAUGGAGUGAAUGACCUCGCUGUGAGUGCUCCAGCAACAGGUAUGAGUUAUUGACAGUUUCUACUUUUUUGCUGUCAAAGACUGUGAUGAACUGCAGCGAAUAUAGAGGCUUUGGGUGAAGCUACAAACAUGAAGCAAAAGGAAAGGCUUCGGGCAAAGCUACAAAACACUAGCACAGUCAAGCGCUAUUUUAACCAUAAGGAGUUCUCAUGAAAAGUCCUGUAUACAAAAUAUUAAAGCAUGAGGGGAUUUGUCACGCAUGAGAAGGCAUUACAUAAUUAUAAUAAUUUUACAACAUUGUGAUUGACAAGUUCAAUUAAUAAAGUUAUACCAUUGACCUAUCAACCCUUCAACCACUUAGAGUGGCUAGAAUCUAAUUUCCCUUCACAAUAUCACCCCUGAACAUAUUAAGGUUGCAUGAACAUGAGGGGAUGCAAGUGGCCUCAACUGUAAGUACUUUUUAGAAAUGCUAGGAUAUUAUCCUAGCAUUCCUAACAUUCCGAGCUGCACGAGAGUGUCAAAAUCCGUGCGUAUGUCAGAAAUGUCACUAGAGCUAAAGUAUGCUAGAUGAUGGCAAAUAAAUUUGAGAAGAUAAAUGAAUUAAUGCCUGAUAUCAAAAUGUCAUCAGCUAAUGCUUUUGUUUCACAUGCAAUCAAUAGUGCCUUUAUUCCUCGGCCGGCUCCUUUGCAUUACAUUGUAGAUUAUAAAGAGAAAUAUAUCCACACGAUUUAUUUGCCCUUAUCUGGCGUACUUUAGGUCUAGUGACAUUUCUGUGACAUACACAUGGAUUUUGACACUUUCCCGCAGCUCGGAAUGUUAGGAAUGCUAGGAUAAUAUCCUAGCAUUUUUAAAAAGUACUUACAGUUGAGGCAGCUUGCGUCCCCUCAUGAAAGGAAAUGAUCACCAACUAAAGAAGCUUUGAUUGUGAAACAAAUUCUCCUUGUCAGCACCUUAGGAAUGGUGUAAAGAACAGUAUAGAGAAUAUGCAUACAGAUGUAGGGUGUAAAGGGUUAAGGGAAUUAUAAACUCUGAUAAAUAUAUUUUAUAUUCAUGUUCUGUAUAGGUGCAAAUGAUCUUCAGUACACAGGCACAGUGUACAUCUUUUUUGGAACCAAAGGAGAGGGACUUAAUCCCCACCCAAGUGUUGCAAUCUAUGGCAAUGGAACAUAUUACAAUCUUGGUACAUCUCUAUUGGGGACUGAUAUUGAUGGGGAUGGAUUUAAGGACCUCAUAAUUGGGUCCCCUUAUGCUCCUGAAGGAGGGCCCCAGAGAGGAUCUGUUGCUAUAUUUUUAGCCAAGACACAUAUACAACCUGGUUUGGAUUUGUCUGUGCAUAAUGCAGACUGGAUGGCUCUUGGUGAACAAAAUUACAGUUGGUUUGGUUAUUCAAUGACUGUGACAAAGGAAAGUGGAAAGAUAGUGUUACUUGUUGGUGCACCUACGUUCAGGUAAAAUUUUGUUAUCUAGUGAGCUGGUAAUUAAAUAAAUAAAUCAUAGUUCUUCCAAUAAAUUAAUGGUGAAAACCCCAUUCAAAAUCCAUAAAAUUAUAGAAAGUUGAUAGUGCAUAAAUAUGGGGUUAACUUAUGGUUGUCAGGUUUAUUCAGAAAAUUUCCAACACCCCUUUUAUAAUUCUUGCCUAAGAACUGAAAGUAGUGUCUACUUCAGGGCUAAAAUGUUACUUUCUUUUACAAUGAGUUAUCAUUUACAUUUUAUUAGUAUUGAUUGAACUCUAUAUUAUUGACUGUAGUUAACAGGUCAUGAUUGUAGAGAAGGUUUUUAGUUAUUCAUCACAUGGUGAAUGCAUUGUUGGAGAUCAGGGAGAAUGCAUCUUGGCUUUAAAAGGCACAUCUACUUGUACACUGUAUAUGAAAGGUUCUUUGUAAGAUUGAGCUUGCUUGCCAACAGCAUGUUGUGGUUGUUUUUGUUAACUACUGACUGUUAAAAAAUCCAUGUCAGUUUUCCAGUGUCAAGGUUAGAAUUCUUUGAUGUGAUUGGCUAAUUUGUGAAAUCAUGUGCACCCCACAUGAAUACAAAGAAAAUACAAAUGGGGAAAAGAAGAGAAGAAUUGUAAUUUGAAAUUUAAAAAUACAAAAAGAUUUUCUACAAAAAAAUUUUUUUUUUUGCAGAUUAUGUGCCAAUAAGGACUGCAGUUACUCUAAGGAUGACGUACAAAGUGUUGGCAGAGUGUAUUUGUUCCAUCCCAAUCUAUCAACCCAACCUAUGGCAACAAUAACAGGGCACAAGACUUUCAUGAAGCUUGGAACCAGCCUCUCUGUAGGAAAACCUUACAACAACAGUGAAGACAUCCUUGCAAUUUCUGCUGCAACUCUAUGUAAUCUAUGUUCUUUUAAAAAAUUGAUUUAACCCUCCACCUGUUUAUUCCCGGUGAAAUACUAGACAUCCUUUUAAUUAAAUCUGAGUUAUUUUAUAACUGGGAGUUUAAGGGUUAAUUUUUCUUAUCAGUUAUAAGCUUUGUAUCAACUUUUCCCCACCAUGAAAUUUAACUGAUUUUAUAUUUAUCAGCAAUAAUAGUCAUUAAAAUUUAUUAAUCAUAAAAUCUUUUGUUUGUAGCAUUUGAAGGCCAUUUGGUUGAUGUGGAGGAUAUGCCAGUUUCUUUUACCCAAUCAGGUGCCAUCUACCUGGUAAACUCUACAAAAGUUCUGCAAAGUGGAAGUGAUAUCUCUCUUAAUGAUUUGCAAUAUACUGCCAUUUUUGAAGGUGAUCGCAGCUAUGGCAGAUUUGGUUGGAGUUUGGAUUUCACUGAUGUGAACCAUGAUGGUAUCACAGACUUGGUUUUCUCUGCACCAUUCAGAACAGAAGAUAUUACUGAAGAGUUGAAAGGAGGUUUGUGAUUAAAACUUUUUCUUCCUGGUGAAAAUUAACUUAAGGUACUUCACUCUAACUUGUAAUUCUGGCUCAGAUAGUGAUCUCAUUUAAGGUAUUCCCCUUUCUGUCAGCCAUGCAAUUUAUGUGAUGUUGGUUCUGAGAAUUUGGAAUUGAAUCAGCUAAUAAUCCACAAAUUGAUAGUGUACUUUAAUUCUUAUCAUUUUUCUGCUUGAUAUCUUAUUGAUAUUACUGGCAUAAGGAGAAAUUCUACCUUGGUCACCCAAGGGAGCUAAAGAGUUAAGAGAUGAAACUGAACCCAUUAUAUAAUAAGUCCUUGUUUGUAUUGAACUAGAUAAAUAAAUAAUCUCCGAGUCAAAUUAUCUUUUUUUAAUUUUCAAGGAAUCCUCAACACAUGUACUCUUGACUAACAUGUUUGGUAUAAUGUUCAUAAUAAAGCUAACCAAGAAAAAAGCAAAACAACACAACAUAAACAAGUGAAGAUAAAAGCUCAUGGUGUUUCCCUAAUUUCUUUUUUUUUUUUUUUAGCUGAGGAAGGAGGGCUGUAUGUUUUUUAUGGUGGAACAUCUUUUCCAUUGGGGAAUGCCACAAGAGGAUGUAAAGAAGUGGAACCCUGUCCUGGAGAAAAGGUAAUAUCAACUUCUUGUGGUGUGUCUCCAAUUUACUUUGAAUUCAACUACCCUUCAAUCCUCCUAGGCAUUCAAUUAUAAUUAAAUUUGAACAGCACAUGAAAGUCUUUACUUUGAUAGGCAACUUAUGAUUGGAUUUACUACACCUGUAAUAGUUGUAAAAAUUACCAGAUAUUUAACAAGAUGUUAAAAAUGUUCUUUUCCAGGCAUCUAAUGUGAUGAAAAGCAGUGAGGUAAAGUAUUAAUAAUCAUUAUUAUGAUGAUGUACAUAUGCUAUAUUAAGUUUCCUGCCUCUCCCUAUCAGCCCCUUCCCACUGUUCUCAAGGUGAUGGUUUUGGGUCAGGGUUUACAAAAAAAAAAAAUAAAAAAAAAAAAAGUAGUAAAAAUAUUACAAAAUGCAGCAAAAAUAUUUCUACAGGUCAGUGUUAAUAGAAUUUUGAAAUUCAACAGGUAUAACUUCAGUGUAUUGCAGUUGUAAAUGUUUCACCCAGCUCAGUGAUCUUGUUGAUGUUUUUUUUUUCUUAACAAAAAUAUCAUCUAUAACCCACAGGAGAGGUCUCGCAUGGGAACAACAUUCCUGAAUAUCCCCAAUGCAAGGUCAUCUGGUUCAACCCUAAUUGUCUCAUCACCUCGCAGCUCAUAUAAAGCUUUUCAUUCAGGUUCUGUUCAUGUUGUUCAACAUGCCUCUCAAAUGGCUGUUGUCUGACGAAGAUGAAUGUAAAAUAACUGAUAAUGAAAAUCACCUUUAUAAUUAGAUAAUUUGUUUUUAUCAGCUGAACUGAUAAUAUAAAUGGGUCAAAGAGUCUCUAAAGCUGAUCUCUCAAGUGUUAGCCCUUGGUCAGAGCUAAUUAGCCAGGGUAGCUGUUUAUUUUCUUUCCUUUAUGCCAAGCUAAGAAUGCCAAGGUGUGGUGUGAGUGAUAGGAAGACAUGAUGUAAAAGGGAGCAAAUGCACUCAUCCUGUGAUUUUUUGCUUCCUUUUACCCUUAGCUCAAGUUAUGACUCACUAGCUCUUGGCUGAAAGGAAACAGGAAAAAAUUAUUUUUAUUAAUUUUAGAUGCUUUUUUUAUUAACUUUAUUUCCCUGGAAUGAUUGAGUGGGAAGCAAAUACAAGAAAAGAAUAUUAAAUAGUUUUAAUAUUAAUUUUUUUAAUACAAAAAAAUCACCAGUAGGUCAUGAAAAAUAAUUCCAAGUGGGGUGUAAUAUAGAUUUGGACCAACAAACUUAACCAAUUACUUUUAGGUACUAGUUCCAUAUUUUUAUUUUUCUGUUUACAAAUCAAGAUUUUACUCUUUCUGUGCCUUCUUUAUCCAUAAAUUUGCAUCAUUUCUGAUGCAAGCUUCAGUCAUGGAGUCUCGCUGCUAACUUUCACUGAAUGAACCAGCAGAAUGUAGCAAAAAUGUGUUGAAUUUUAGCAGUGAAACUUUUUGGAAUCAAAGCCAUUACUGAGCUUUAUGAAAGAUGGACUAAAGGUGGUUAUCUCCUUUUUCCCAACUCAAGUGAGUUUGUGGCUUCAGGAACUUUUUGUAAUCAGAUAAAUUAUUAUAGUUGCCUAUAAUUGUGAGUACUCAUCUUUCAAAUAAAUUUUUACAUCAAAACCCAAAUGAAUUAAGUAUCAAAGGCAUUGCAAUUUAAUAUUGUCGAUGCAAAGAUCUACUGUGUCUCUAUGUUCACCUGGUAGCCAAACCCUCUAACCCCCUAAAAGUGAAAAACAUCUUAUUUCUCCCAACAGUGUUAUCUUUGAAUCUUACUUUAAGGUCAUGAGAAUGAAGGAAAUGAUCGUGAACUCAAGAAACUCUUGAUUGUUUACAAAGUACCUCAGGAAAUGCACACAGAUUUGAAUGGAAAAAUUAGGCUCUAAACCCUUUCCUGACCAACAGUGCCAUAUGGUAAUUGUGUGUACCACCCCACAAAUUUCCAAUUGUGCCAUAUGGCACUCUUCACAAUGGUCAGU
Messenger RNA from Pocillopora meandrina, 8938 nucleotides. The record is from the annotation of a GenBank genome assembly. NCBI's taxonomy places the organism in Eukaryota, Metazoa, Cnidaria, Anthozoa, Scleractinia, Pocilloporidae.